ACUGUUUACUGUCACAGCGACAUGCAUUUCGGAACGAAAUACCUAUCCAAAGUGCGAAAUAGUGCGAUUUUAUAUAAACUCAUUUCCAAAAUAAAUUAAUUGACUACAUAAGCAUUAUUUUGAAAGGAAAUUUGUUUUAUUAAUUCCUUCAUAUUGUCUGCGAAUAUGGCAGCAGUUAUUCCAGCUAUAACAAAGCUAUCAAAUAGGAUAAUAAGAGUACUCGGCUGUAAUCCAGGACAAAUGACGCUGCAAGGCACAAACACAUAUUUAGUUGGAACCGGAAGAAAUCGAAUAUUAAUUGAUGCUGGUGAUAAAGACGUACCAGAAUAUCAGAAACACCUCUCAGAUGUAGUACAAUCAGAGAAUGUUAAUAUUGAGCAUAUUCUUAUCACACAUUGGCACCAUGAUCAUAUUGGUGGAGUUGAGAACCUUUACGGCACUAUAGCAAAGCAGCCUACAAUAUGGAAACAUAAAAGAAGCCCUGAGGACGAAUCUGAUGUAGAACUUCCAUCACCUAUACAAACUAGUUGGCUGUCAGAUGGGCAAGAAAUCAAGGUGGAAGGAGCCACGCUCAAGGUCCAUCACACACCAGGCCAUACAACAGACCAUGUGGUCCUCACUUUAUUAGAAGAAAACAUACUGUUUAGUGGAGAUUGCAUACUAGGAGAAGGCACAGCUGUAUUUGAAGAUUUGUACACUUACAUGAAGAGCUUAAACAAAAUACUGGAGUUAAAACCCAGUUUUAUUUACCCUGGACAUGGCAAUAUAGUUGAGGAUCCCAUACCAAAAAUAAAGUACUACAUCGCACACAGAAAUCAAAGAGAACAGCAGAUAUUAGAAGUAUUGAAAAACAAUGUAGGAAAAGCAUUCAACGAAAUGGAUUUAGUGAAAAUUAUAUAUGUCGAAACACCAGAAGCCCUGUGGCCUGCGGCUGCGUUUAACGUCAAUCACCACUUAAGCAAACUAACAAAAGAACGUAAAGUGAAAUGUGUCAAUAUUGAAGGAGGGAAUAAAUGGCAAUAUGCAUCGGAAUCUACUAAUUGCAAUUUGUAAAUUUACUGACGUAUAUGGGUGGUUGGGUUGGUUAUUUACAGUUUACUCAGUAUAAUAAUAAUAAUAUCAGCUCUGUAUUAUAUACUGUCCCACUGUUGGGCACCGGCCUACUCUACUACUGAGAUGGAUUACUUAGUAUACUGUAUAUAGAUAUUUUAAAUUAUAAUAAACCAAUGAGAUUGGCGUGCCGAUGAAUUUUCCGUUUAAUUUACACGACAUGAGAGCUAGUGUGUCCAUAGCCCUCUCAGCUUAGCGUCUCAUGUAUAAACAACAGAUUUUGAUACAUAUUUGAUAAAGCUCAAAUGAGUUAAUUAUGUAAAUAGAUAUUAUAUAAAUAUGACUGAAUAAUUAAUUUAUUGUAUAUAAACCAACAACUUAUAUUUUAGCUCAUUUAGCUGUUAAAGAGUAUAUCAUAUUUUGAUACUCAUUAAAUGUUUUCUCUAUU
Molecule: messenger RNA, 1498 nt
Organism: Manduca sexta (tobacco hornworm)
Lineage: Eukaryota; Metazoa; Arthropoda; Insecta; Lepidoptera; Sphingidae
Product: beta-lactamase-like protein 2 homolog
Exons: 5
Coding region: 166-1053 (295 amino acids)
Cellular component (GO): mitochondrial matrix
Molecular function (GO): RNA endonuclease activity; single-stranded RNA binding
Source: RefSeq, a predicted model, not a curated record